This is a messenger RNA of Mustela lutreola (European mink), 1412 nucleotides long. RefSeq names its product actin related protein T1 (gene ACTRT1). The transcript has a single exon. The coding region runs from base 182 to 1315 and encodes 377 amino acids. Gene Ontology annotation, cellular component: nucleus. The record is from RefSeq and is a predicted model, not a curated record. Lineage: Eukaryota; Metazoa; Chordata; Mammalia; Carnivora; Mustelidae. Gene Ontology annotation, biological process: regulation of DNA-templated transcription. Gene Ontology annotation, molecular function: chromatin binding.
GAUGGGGUAUUCUGGGGGGUUAUGGACAGUCUGCUAGGUCCUCCUGAGUGUCAGGACAACCUUUGAGAUCUUUGAGAACUUUGGAUGCCUGUUGUUUUAAAGCUUCCAUAGGUGCCUGUUGUCAUAUAAGGUGGCAAAGUGGUUUUUAUUUUGUUGAAGUUUGGAAGAACAUGCUGCAGACAUGUUUAACCCAUAUGUAUUAGAUAUUCCAGCUGUAAUUUUUGACAAUGGAUCAGGACUCUGCAAAGCAGGCCUGUCUGGAGAGAUUGGACCCCGUCAUGUCAUCAGUUCUGUCGUGGGACAUCCUAAAUUCAACAAGACAUUAUCAGAAGCCACUAAAAAAAAGUACCUUGUGGGAGAAAAAGCCCUAUAUAAAUAUGAGGCCUUGCAUUUGCACUACCCCAUUGAGCGUGGACUAGUAACAGGAUGGGAUGAUAUGGAAAAACUCUGGAAGUAUCUUUUUGAGUGGGAGCUAGGAGUAAAACCCUGUCAACAACCUGUGCUCAUGACUGAGCCCUCCUUGAACCCAAGGGAGACACGAGAGAAGAUGACAGAAGUGAUGUUUGAGACCUUCAAUGUGCCUGCUUUCUACCUGUCCAAUCAUGCAGUGGUAGCUCUAUAUGCCUCUGCUUCAGUCACAGGAUUAGUGGUGGACAGUGGAGAUGGUGUCACUUCCACUGUCCCUAUCUUUGAGGGUUAUUCCCUGCCUCAUGCUGUCACUAAGCUCUAUGUGGCAGGAAGGGACAUCACAGAGCACCUCACUCGGUUCCUCCUUGCUAGUGGAAGUAGUUUCCCUUGUAUACUCAAUAAAGCCUUAGUGGGUGACAUCAAAGAGAAGUUGUGCUAUGUGGCUUUGGAACCAGAGAAAGAGCUAUGUAAGAGGCCAGAAGAGGUUCUGAGAGAAUACAGACUGCCAGAUGGGAAUGUUAUCUACAUUGGAGACCAGCUACAUCAGGUGCCUGAAAUUCUUUUUGCACCUGACCAGCUGGGUAUCCACAACCCAGGACUAUCCAAAAUGGUGUCCAGCAGCAUCAUGAAGUGUGACACUGACAUCCAAAAGAAUCUUUUUGCAGAAAUUGUGCUGUCUGGGGGUACAACUCUUUUCCCUGGGCUUGAGGAAAGACUUAUGAAAGAACUGGAACAGCUGGCUUCCCUGGGAACUCCCAUAAAGAUCACAGCUUCUCCUGAUAGAUGUUUCUCUGCAUGGAUAGGUGCAUCCAUUGUGACCUCUCUGAGCAGUUUCAAGCAGAUGUGGAUCACUUCUGCAGAUUUCAUGGAAUUUGGGGCAUAUGUUGUUCAGAGAAGAUGCUUUUAAGGAAUCCAGAGCACAAGGGAUGGCUUAAAGUGUCAGAUCACUGCUUGAAGUGUCAGAUCUUGUGUAAGGAGACAUCUUCCCUUGGACUUUGACAUGG